CAUCGAGGCCACGCACAACACUGCAAGGUCCUGCUUUGAACAAAAAGAUACAUGACCUCUGCCACUUUCUCUGGUCUUCCCCCAGAAAUCCGCUAUGAUAUCUGGCAGCUCUCGUUCGAGCCUCGCCUGCUGUGUCUUCACAUGCACCGACUGAUUACACCGGAACCAUCUGACCACUCUCCCAGUGGGCUUAGUAAAGACUCUCGGAAGGUGAUCGCAGUUUCAUUCACUUGCACUGCUCUGGACUCCAGAAGUGAAAGAACACCGAAUGAUGUUUUCGUUGAGUACUCGAAUAUAAGUCCUCCAGUGUCCGUCGACUUUCUCCGAAACAUGCAAGUCGGGCCGCCUGGUCCAACAGCACUUGGCCCUGUGCAGCUAUAUGUUUGUCGCGAGAGUCGUGCUCUAGCAAUGAGGAGAUACGAACUUGCAUUCGGAGGUACCGAACAAGACAAUGAGAAUCUUAAUCCGAGACAGUAUGCUGCAUUGGAAGAAUGGCACCGGAAGAAGCUGUGGGAAAAGAAAAUAUGGGUUGACUUCAACAGCGACGUGGUUCUUGUGGAAGUCAUUCCGCGACGACUUGAGUUUCCAGCCCCUCCAUUGAGACUUCCACAACCUCAACCUGGUUGGAGGGCGCUUCGGUGUUUGAAUGUUUAUGCUCCGGAUGAAGCCAAGAAGAUCAAGAGACUUGCCAUUGGGGGAAAGUGGCCUCUCGAAAGCGAUCUAUGGAGAGAAUUAGGACUAAUAAUAUGCUUGAACACUUUGUUAACCUCUCAUACAAUGAGCAUCGAGUUCUUCACGAAUAUGGAAAAACUGCUCGUGGACGAUAGCUUUCAGAACCCAGAAGAUGUUCAAGAGCAGGUCCAGACUGAAGAACAGGACAAGCUGGAAGACCCCAAGAUGGUUGAAGAGGGAGUCCAGAAGUGGAUCCGGGACUUGGUAGAUUGUCAGCAGAGGAGGCUGAGGACAGACUUGGGACCAGAAAGGGUGAUAACUCGUCCAGACAAGCCAGUAUGGAAGGAGUUACCAGUGGUCAAAGUGGUUCAUGGGAAUGGUUGGAAGAGGCUCUUGCAGAAUAGUAACCCAGAACAGCUGCAAUGAUGAGCUUACUGAUUCUGCG
Molecule: messenger RNA, 1117 nt
Organism: Mollisia scopiformis
Lineage: Eukaryota; Fungi; Ascomycota; Leotiomycetes; Helotiales; Mollisiaceae
Exons: 2
Coding region: 52-1098 (348 amino acids)
Source: RefSeq, a predicted model, not a curated record